This is a messenger RNA of Colletotrichum truncatum, 1635 nucleotides long. RefSeq names its product MFS monosaccharide transporter. Gene Ontology annotation, biological process: transmembrane transport; carbohydrate transport. Gene Ontology annotation, cellular component: membrane. Lineage: Eukaryota; Fungi; Ascomycota; Sordariomycetes; Glomerellales; Glomerellaceae. The record is from RefSeq and is a predicted model, not a curated record. Gene Ontology annotation, molecular function: carbohydrate:proton symporter activity.
AUGGGCACAGAACCUGUACAAGGGACAGCAGAUUUAUCCAAGAUUGAAGCGCCAAUUACAUGGAAAGCAUAUCUUAUUUGUGUCUCUGCAGCCUUUGGUGGCAUUUUCUUCGGCUAUGACAUUGGGUGGAUGUCCGGUGUCUUGGGCAUGCCGUAUUUCAUUGAGCAACACACUGGGGUGCAGUAUGACUUUGACGCCGGCGUCCCCGUUGACAAUUCCCAGCCCUUUGCUAUCUCUUCUAGAGAUAAGUCACUUAUGACCUCCAUUUUGUCGCUUGGAACAUUCCUCGGAGCGCUUAUUGCGGGCGAUUGUGCCGACCUGAUAGGUCGCCGCCUAACGAUCGUCAUGGGCUGUGGCAUCUUCUCUAUCGGCGUUAUUCUCCAGAUCUCCGGCAACGGGCAGCUUGUUUUGAUGACUCUGGGACGCCUGAUCGCUGGAUUGGGUGUCGGCUUUGAGUCUGCCGUCAUCAUUUUAUACAUGUCCGAGGUGGCACCCAAAAAGAUCCGUGGUGCUGUUGUAUCAGCGUAUCAGUUCUUCAUCACAAUUGGUCUCUUGCUCGCCAACUGUGUUGUAUACGCUACCCAAAACAGACCUGAUUCGGGAUCCUAUCGCAUUCCUAUUGGGGUCCAAUUUCUGUGGGCAGUUGUCCUGGCCGCCGCACUUGCAUUACUUCCUGAAUCGCCACGAUACUUGGUGAGAAAGGGUAACAUCGAAGCGGCCACAAAAGCGCUGUGCUACGUCCGCGGGCAGCCUGCAGAAUCCGAAUACAUCAGAGACGAACUUGCGGAGAUUCUAGCGAAUUUUGAAUAUGAGUCUGCCAUGAUUCCAAACCAAGGAUACGUCCAGUCAUGGCUCGUUUGUUUCAAAGGGCCCAUCUCCAAGCCAAGUUCUAACAUAAGAAGAACUAUAGUUGGAGCUGGAAUCCAAGCUACUCAGCAACUAUCUGGGAUGAACUUCGUUUUUUACUUUGGCACCACGUUCUUUCAACAACUGGGCACAAUUUCCAACCCCUUUCUCAUAUCCUUGAUUACAACACUGGUCAACGUGCUUACGACACCUCUGGCAUUCUGGACCAUCGAGCGCUUUGGACGUCGGCCCUUGCUGAUUUAUGGCGGCCUUGGCCUAUUUGUCACACAGUUCAUCAUCGCUGCCGUCGGCACCGCCCAACCCAAUAACGAGGUGGCAGUUAAAGGAAUGAUUGCGGUCAUCUGCUUCCAAAUUUUCUUCUUCGCGACCACCUGGGGGCCGGCUGCUUGGGUCGUUGUGGGUGAAGUCUUUCCGUUACCAAUUCGCUCCCGCGGGGUGGCCAUAUCAACCGCAUCCUGUUGGUUUUGGAAUUGCGUUUUGGCGGUCAUUGCGCCAUACAUGACGGGAGAUGAAAAGGGUGCGGUUAACUUGGGGCCUAAAAUCUUUUUCUUCUGGGGUUCUCUCUGCUUCCUAAACACCUUGUUUGCAUAUUUCUUGGUUCCUGAGAUGAAGGGUCUAUCAUUGGAGCAGGUCGAUCAAAUGCUGGCGGAAACAACUCCUCGAAAUAGUGCAAAAUGGGUCCCAACCACAACCUUUGCAGCCGAGAUGGGCCACUUGCAGAAGCAGAGGAGUGUCUGUAGUGAGACUGUACGGGAGACAGUAGUGUGA